AUGCGUCUCGCCCACCGGUUACUCAUGGCCACGCCGACCUCAAUCGGCUCCAAAUCCAGCCUGAGCGAAGCCCUCGCCCUCCUCCCCCCGCUGCAGCUCUACCGGCGCAUCCUGCGCGUCCACCGUAAACUCGACCCGGAGAUGCGCGUACUGGGCGAUUCGUACGUGAAGAACGAGUUCCGGGCGCACCGAAACGUGGAUAAUCCAUUGCAUAUUAUCGGCUUCUUGACCGAGUGGCAGCUCUACGCGCAGAAAUUGGAGGGCGACCAGUGGGCUGGGGAUAAGCUGGAUAAAUCCAAGUUGGAUAAGAUGAGUGAUCAACAACUCGGACAAUUGUACGAGCUCAUGCAGGCUAUUCGCAAUAAAGAUGGAGAGGAGAAAUGA
Molecule: messenger RNA, 384 nt
Organism: Penicillium alfredii
Lineage: Eukaryota; Fungi; Ascomycota; Eurotiomycetes; Eurotiales; Aspergillaceae
Product: succinate dehydrogenase assembly factor 3
Exons: 3
Coding region: 1-384 (127 amino acids)
Biological process (GO): succinate metabolic process; mitochondrial respiratory chain complex II assembly
Cellular component (GO): mitochondrial intermembrane space; mitochondrion
Source: RefSeq, a predicted model, not a curated record